Molecule: messenger RNA, 3622 nt
Organism: Callorhinchus milii (elephant shark)
Lineage: Eukaryota; Metazoa; Chordata; Chondrichthyes; Chimaeriformes; Callorhinchidae
Gene: kat2a
Product: K(lysine) acetyltransferase 2A
Exons: 18
Coding region: 1-2457 (818 amino acids)
Biological process (GO): positive regulation of transcription by RNA polymerase II; chromatin remodeling
Cellular component (GO): histone acetyltransferase complex; nucleus
Molecular function (GO): protein binding; histone H3 acetyltransferase activity
Source: RefSeq, a predicted model, not a curated record
AUGGCGGAGUCGGCACCAGCCUCGCAGGCCCGGCCCGUCCCCCCGCCUCCGCCCCCGCCCGUGGCUCAGCCUCAGCCCCAGCCCGUGCCUCUCGCUCCUCAGCCGCAGGUCCAGCCGCCCGCCUCCGCCCCCGCCCCCGCGGCGGCGGCCCCCAGCCCGGCAGACCCGGCCAGGCCCGGGGCCAGCAGCGGCCAGCAGCGCUCGGCCCAGCGCAAAGCCCAGGUGCGGGCCUUCCCGCGGGCCAAGAAGCUGGAGAAGCUCGGGGUGUUCUCGGCUUGUAAGGCCAACGAUACCUGCAAAUGCAAUGGUUGGAAAAAUCCCAACCCUCCUACUGCCCCGAGGAUGGAUAUUCAGCAGCCAGCCGCCAGCCUGCGCGAGUCCUGCCGCAGUUGUGCGCACACGCUAGCUGACCAUGUCUCUCACUUGGACAACGUCUCCGAGGAGGAGAUUAAUCGGCUGCUUGGGAUGGUGGUGGAUGUGGAGAACCUGUUUGUGUCCGUCCAUAAAGAAGAAGACACAGACACCAAACAAGUCUACUUCUACCUCUUCAAGCUUUUACGGAAAUGUAUCCUACAAAUGGCUCGGCCGGUGGUGGAAGGGAAAUUGGGGAGUCCUCCAUUUGAAAAGCCAAGCAUAGAGCAGGGCAUUCUUAAUUUUGUUCAGUAUAAAUUCAGUCACAUUCCUGCCAAAGAAAAGCAAACCAUGUAUGAACUUUCCAAGAUGUUCCUGCUUUGUCUGAAUUAUUGGAAGCUGGAAACUCCGUCUCAGUUUCGACAGAGAUCCCAGAAUGAAGAAGUGGAUGCAUACAAAGUCAAUUAUACAAGAUGGCUCUGCUAUUGUCAUGUCCCUCAAAGCUGUGACAGUCUUCCUCGGUAUGAGACCACUCAGGUCUUUGGGAGGACGUUACUGCGAUCGAUCUUCACGGUCACUCGCCGGCAGCUACUUGAGAAGUUCCGAGUGGAGAAAGACAAGUUGAUGCCAGAAAAACGGACUCUCAUCUUGACCCACUUCCCAAAGUUCCUUUCUAUGCUGGAGGAAGAGAUUUACGGUCAGAGCUCUCCAAUCUGGGACUCUGACUUCACCCUGUCUGCUGUAGAAGGCGGGCAACAGACCCAACAGCCAGCUGUGAGUCCCUCCCCGGUGCCUAAUAUCCCCACUUCAAGCCGAAACGUCAAUUGUACUUCAAGUCCAGGAUCUAUUGGUGUUGAUAUGGGGAUUUCUGAGCCAGCACCAGGAGAGAAAAGAAAACUGGCCGACGCUAUGACACUGGAAGAUGCAAAGAGAAUCCGCGUGAUGGGUGACAUUCCCAUGGAGCUGGUCAACGAAGUCAUGCUGACCAUCACUGACCCAGCAGCUAUGUUGGGUCCAGAGACGAGUUUGCUGUCUGCAAACGCAGCUCGCGAUGAGGCGGCGCGACUGGAGGAGAGGAGGGGAGUCAUCGAGUUCCACGUGAUCGGUAACUCGCUGUCUCAGAGAUCCAACAAGAAGAUAAUGAUGUGGUUGGUUGGCUUACAGAACGUCUUCUCACAUCAGCUGCCGCGAAUGCCAAAGGAGUACAUUACCCGUCUGGUCUUUGAUCCGAAACACAAGACGCUAGCGUUGAUUAAGGACGGCAGAGUGAUUGGAGGAAUAUGUUUCAGAAUGUUCCCCACCCAAGGAUUCACAGAGAUCGUAUUUUGUGCUGUAACCUCCAACGAGCAGGUUAAGGGUUAUGGGACGCAUUUAAUGAACCACCUGAAAGAAUACCACAUCAAGCACAACAUACUACACUUCCUGACCUACGCAGAUGAAUAUGCUAUCGGCUAUUUCAAAAAGCAGGGAUUUUCAAAGGAUAUCAAAGUACCCAAAAGUCGCUAUGUGGGUUACAUCAAGGAUUAUGAAGGAGCAACACUAAUGGAAUGUGAACUGAAUCCCAGAAUUCCUUACACUGAGCUGUCUCAUAUAAUCAAGAAGCAGAAAGAGAUAAUAAAGAAACUGAUUGAACGAAAGCAGGCAGAGAUUCGCAAGGUGUACCCAGGCCUGACCUGCUUCAAGGAGGGAGUUCGGCAGAUACCAAUCGAAAGCAUACCUGGAAUCCGAGAAACUGGAUGGAAACCUAGUGCAAAAGAGAAAGGGAAAGAACUUAAGGACCCGGAUCACCUACACAACGCUUUAAAAAAUCUACUAGCACAAAUCAAGAGCCAUCCUAGUGCCUGGCCUUUCAUGGAACCUGUGAAGAAAUCGGAGGCUCCAGAUUAUUAUGAAAUUAUCCGGUUUCCAAUAGACUUGAAGACGAUGAGCGACCGACUGAAGAACCGCUACUACGUCUCCAAGAAGUUAUUCAUAGCGGACGUCCAGCGCAUCAUCACCAAUUGCCGUGAGUACAAUCCGCCCGAGAGCGAGUACUGCAAAUGUGCCAAUAUGCUGGAGAAAUUUUUCUACUUCAAGAUCAAAGAGAUGGGACUUCUGGACAAAUGAAGAUCGUUUGGGGUGGGGAACGGGGGGGAAAAGGCGAAGCUUGAAAGGGGGUGACUUUCCGAGCUGACGGACCAGCGACGCGGCAGGCCGAGCCACUCGGCCACACUUACCUCUCGUGACGUCUGUGAACUUGGCAGCCUUGUGAGAAACGGCACUGCUGGGAUGGUUGUCGACUGUUACAGUGUCUGGUUGUCGCAUUGCCUGGUCGCUGGUUAACGGCGUCAGUCGUUUUCCGAACGCAUCAGUCCGUUACGUUCUGAUGGUUAACAUUGUGGUGACCAUCCUUCUGCAUGUGACUCCAUCCCCCCACACCCUCCCCCCCCCCCCCCCACACUGCUGUCGGUUGUGUUUGUAAUCCGAAUUAUUAUUAUGGGGUCUUCACGCUCCUUCUCUAAGUAUCAUCCACAAGCACUGACGGGAGAAAUGCACGCCACAGAUGUACGCAAUAAGUCACGAGCACUACGACAGCAACGAAACAAAGCAUUUCCCUGGAAUUCAUGACGCUGUGAGCUCAGUUUUCACCACACCACACCGCACGCAGUCUGUGACCAUCGCUGCAUGCCAGUAAACUAUACGGAUCGUAUCAGGGGACUGAGCCCCUGACGGUUAUUAUUUUUUUUUAAAAAAAAAGAAGAAAAAAGCUUUGUAUGUUUGCUGUAAUGCCGCGCUGAUGUAAAUAAAUUCAGCUGCAACAUCCUCUUGGGAACCGUGGAUGUCUUUUUACUGGCGAAAUGUUGGUUUAAUGAUGUUUUCUGUCGAGAUGUGUGUGUAUUACAGUGGCUCGUGCUGCUUAACACAACCAUUCUGUACAGGCCAUGGCGUACCAUCGCAAUCGUGACAUUAGCCACAAGAUUUAGAGGCAUUUCAGAUCACGCAUCUUUGUAAUGAAGCCUCAAAGGGAGAGUACGGUUGUUCUUUCACAGGGAAGUAGAUGGUUGAUUGUGUUAUCCUGACCAUAGUUCCAUCAUUCUGUAGCAAAUGAGACUGUUCCUUGAUGCGAAAGAUGUAUUUUCCAUUGAAGGUUAUUUUAUUCAGACAAGAAAUACACUCAGUUUAUUGGACAACAAGUAUUACUGUCAAAACCAGGAGACUGUUGAUAUUGAACUGUCUGUAAAAAUAAUUAACAGCUUUGAGAGGUCUCGAAGACGUGAUAAGGCAUUAUUAU